Molecule: messenger RNA, 1259 nt
Organism: Cornus florida
Lineage: Eukaryota; Viridiplantae; Streptophyta; Magnoliopsida; Cornales; Cornaceae
Product: GATA transcription factor 1
Exons: 2
Coding region: 158-949 (263 amino acids)
Biological process (GO): regulation of DNA-templated transcription
Molecular function (GO): zinc ion binding; sequence-specific DNA binding
Source: RefSeq, a predicted model, not a curated record
AAUGUUGAUAAUAUAGCCAAAAGAAAGCGAGAGGAAACAGCCCUUCAUUUCUCUCUCUCUCUCUCUAGAAUUUUCUCUCUCUAAAAGAAAACCCUUGCAGGCUCAUCUGUAGUCUUUUGCUUUUUCGUGUUAUUCGGCUGUCUUUCUCUCUCUAGAAAUGGAGGUUGACCCAGCGGUGUCUCUGAUGAUAGACGACAUUCUGAACUACCCGUCGGACAUCGGCGAGGAAAACGAUGACGACGACAAAACCAAAGCCCCCUCUUCUUCUUCGUUGGAAACAAACCCUAACAGCCUACACCCAGAUGAUCACAGCCGUUCAUUUCCUGAAUUCGCAGAGGAAGAACUGCCAUGGAUAUUGGACAAGGAGGCAUUCCCUGCUGUGGAGACAUGUUUCGGCAUUCUCUCUGACAACCCCGGGAUUGUAAUGGCUCAUGAGAGCCCGGUGUCGGUCCUUGAAAACAGCAGUGGCAGCAGUAACAGCAAUAGCAACAGCAGCACUAUCACAAGCUGCUGUGGCAAUGUCCAAGUCCCGGUGCACCAUCCGGUUGGUGCACGGAGCAAGCGCCGACCAAGGCGGCGAAGAGGGUUUGCAGACUUGCCCGGGCAGCAAUACUGGCGCUGGAGUAAAACAAACAUCAAGAACAUUAAACAAGAUUUGCCGACAUUACCGCCACAAAGCAGCACUACAAUUGGGAGGAGGUGCCAGCAUUGUCAAGCUGAAAAGACCCCCCAGUGGCGGGCUGGUCCAAUGGGGCCAAAAACAUUGUGUAAUGCUUGUGGGGUGCGUUACAAGUCGGGGCGCCUUGUGCCUGAGUACCGCCCUGCAAGUAGUCCAACUUUCUCUAGCGUCGCGCAUUCAAAUUCUCACCGGAAGAUAAUGGAGAUGAGAAAGCAGAAGCAGCUCGGAGGAAUGAUGGUGAAUGAAGUCUGUGGAUAUAGGGUAGGGUAGUGGUGAGGUUUUUAAUUUUUAAGAAAUUUUCUCUUUUUUUUUUAGCAUAGUUGGAAACUAGGGUUUGUUGUAAUGGGCUAGAUGCUUAGUGAACCAUAUUUGUUUUGUUUCAUCAAAAUCCACUAGGGGAAUUUUGACAUUAGUGUGUUUGGUUAUGCAUUAGAAUAGAAAACUGAAAAAAAAAAAAAAAGAAAAAAAAAGUAGUGAUUUUAGUUUUGCCCAUUAUUUAUACUGUUUCUCUGUUUUAUAUGAUUGGAGAUGAUGCAGUUUUGGCUAAUGUGGAUUGCAGAAAUGAAUGGGUUGUUGGUUA